CUAACGUCGUUAAUUUUUGUCGGCACAGGUCUCUGCUUGAGGUAAUACAAUUUAACAUUCUUGCUACUCUGCUGCUGAUUUUAUAUAUUUCAUUAUUGUUCUGCAAAAAUUAACAAGUUUAAACAGUAAAUAAAUAGUAUUUAAACAGUUAAUGUUAAAUAUUUAAUAAAUUGCAAACAGAAAAGAAAAAUGCUUAGUGAUAAGGCUAUAAAACUUUUGGUAAUUGGCGAAAGUGGUGUUGGGAAAUCCAGUCUUAUACGCCGUUUUGUGGAAAAUAAAUUUGACGAAAAUCACGAUGUUACUAUUGGAAUGGACUUUAAGAGUAAAGUGAUGAAUAUCGAUGGUGUUGAUUACAAAUUGGCUUUGUGGGACACGGCUGGUGCUGAAAGAUUCCGCAGUCUAACACCAAGUUUCUACAGAAAAGCAUUGGGAGCUAUUCUUGUUUAUGACAUUACAAAUCGCGAAUCGUUAGUCAAAUUGGAAGCAUGGUUUACAGAGUUGGAAAACUAUAGUGAUAAUCCAAAUAUAGCGACAAUAGUCGUUGGCAACAAAAUCGAUAAUGAACGAGUUAUUAGUCGAGAGGAAGGCUUGAAAUUUGCCCGUAAACAUCGAUCGUUAUUUUUGGAAACUUCAGCAAAACAUGAUAAAUUCGUGGCUGACGUUUUUAGGGAUAUUGUAGAAAAGAUUGUUUCAUCGGAUCACUAUGAAAGCCUAAAUAAUGGAAACACUGUCAAUGUUAAUGAAGAUUCUGAUAUUACAGAUGCAUCCAGUUGCAGAUGUUGAUUAAGUGAUUUAGUAAACAGUGGGAAUGAAUGCAUUCUAAUCAUGGUAUUUAAUCAACAAUAUUCGUCUGCACUGUUUCUUGUGUGUCUGUCUGUCUUGUUUAUGUAUGUAAUAAAGAUAUAAUAUUUGUACAAUUA
This is a messenger RNA of Lucilia sericata (common green bottle fly), 920 nucleotides long. RefSeq names its product ras-related protein Rab-18 (gene Rab18). Lineage: Eukaryota; Metazoa; Arthropoda; Insecta; Diptera; Calliphoridae. The coding region runs from base 190 to 783 and encodes 197 amino acids. The transcript has 3 exons. Gene Ontology annotation, molecular function: GTPase activity; GTP binding. The record is from RefSeq and is a predicted model, not a curated record.